Fusarium keratoplasticum is the source of this 1500-nucleotide messenger RNA. RefSeq lists its product as uncharacterized. The record is from RefSeq and is a predicted model, not a curated record. Bases 1 to 1500 code for a protein of 499 amino acids. Lineage: Eukaryota; Fungi; Ascomycota; Sordariomycetes; Hypocreales; Nectriaceae. The transcript has a single exon.
AUGGAGUCCCUACCUGACGAAAUAUGGCGCGACAUCUUUGCCAACUUCGAAGGGGAUCUCCCAUAUGAAAAAUGGUGGAUGUACGGAGUUGAAGUCGACCUUUCACCCAUCAAGACCCUCAUGUCGAUAUCUCUCGCGUGCAAAAGAUUUCAUCGCAUAGUCGAGCCUCUGCUUUACCGGACGAUUCUGGUUGCGGCACAUAAUAAUGAUAAUGAGGAAUGCCUCGUUCAGUUGACCAAAAGACUGGUCUCUAACCCACAGCUGGGACACGACAUUCGUACCAUCACGCUGGGCAACGGCUAUCGACGAGGAGAUGACGACUUUAGGGAAGCCCUGAGGUCAACUUGGCUCUCCCUGGAUGCACCUAUAUCCUUCAAGAGACAGCUUGGGAAGGAAAUCGCCGACCACAGAGUGGUAGGGAUGGCGCCUCUCAUCUUGGCCCUGUCAUCCCAGGUGCGGUUGGUUGACACUACUUUCGACAACACAUCGCCGUGUACGAUGUGGAUUUUGAGCGGACGCCCAGAUUUGGAAAUGAGUCUCAAGGAAGACUAUUAUGACGACACUGAGUUGGCCGAGGAGGACGAGGAAGCCUUGAAGGAAUAUGAACUUGGGCGAGGAGAGACCUGUGCAAACUAUGGCCUGCCGCAUCUGGAGGAGGUACGCAUUAGACAUGGAGACUGCACCGACAGCCACACUCCCAUCGAUGAUCUCGAGCCAAUCCUGCUUCAUCCCAACCUGAAGACGCUGCGUCUGCUCGGAAUUGGCUGGCUAUCGAGCCCGAUCAGCAGAUUCAAGUUCCCAAACGAGCCAUGCAAUUUGGAAACCCUUGAGCUCAAGGAAUGUCUCUUUGACCACUUGACCCUGAGAAACAUCCUGACCCGCUGCAAGAAGCUGAAGUGGUUGUCCAUGGAGACAGCCGACGCUCGAAGACACGACAUGCAUAUUGACGAGGAAGAGUGGGAUAUUGACCUGAGCAAAAUUGGAGACGUCCUCAGGAGGCUUGGCCACAACCUGGAAUACUUCAGUCUUCAGACCAUUGAGUAUGACAACUGGGGUUUCUGCAACGGACGUCUCGGGUCCCUUUGUAAUCUCAAAGCACUCCGACACCUUAAAGUUAUUCUGAAUAACCUCACCGGUCGUGUUAGAGAUCCCUGGGAGACUGAUCUAGAACAAGAGAUACCACUGGCUGAAGCACUACCCCCGAUGAUCGAGACGCUACACCUGCACUGGGACGAAGAGUACUACAGCCACGGCGAGUACAAGCGCUUCUGCAACAACAUCAACGGGGCCGUGUUCAAGCUUCUCAUGGCAGCGGAUAGCUUUCCCAAUUUGCGCAAGAUCAGUAUAGAGAGGCAUGGAGGGGAGAGACAGAAAGGAGAGUCUGAGUGGGACAAGACCGUUGAUGGGUGGGAGGUUGAGGUGACAAAGGAGCAUCUGUGGCAGAGAUACAGCUCGAGUGGAUGCAUGCGGACUCUCAUUUACCUGACAAAGACGAGUUAG